ACCACUGGCGGGGAGAGGCCCAGUAGCCUGCAGGGACCACACCUAGGUCUCAGGACACCGACCCUGCUGCAGCUCUCCUUGGUGAGGUGGAACCAGCCCUCCUGGCCAUGGGAGGAGCUGUGGUCGACGAGGGUCCCGUGGGCGUCAAGGCCCCCGAUGGGGGCUGGGGCUGGGCAGUGCUCUUCGGCUGUUUUGUCAUCACGGGCUUCUCCUACGCCUUCCCGAAGGCCGUCAGUGUCUUCUUCAAGGAGCUCAUUCGGGAGUUUGGGAUUGGCUACAGCGACACGGCCUGGAUAUCCUCCAUCCUGCUGGCCAUGCUCUAUGGGACAGGCCCGCUCUGCAGCGUGUGUGUGAACCGCUUCGGCUGCCGGCCCGUCAUGCUGGUGGGUGGCCUCUUCGCAUCCCUGGGCAUGGUGGCCGCGUCCUUCUGCAGAAGCAUCAUCCAGGUCUACCUUACCACUGGGGUCAUCACUGGCUUGGGUCUUGCCCUCAACUUCCAGCCCUCACUCAUCAUGCUCAACCGCUACUUCAACAAGCGGCGACCCAUAGCCAACGGGCUGGCGGCUGCAGGCAGCCCCGUGUUCCUGUGUGCUCUGUCCCCGCUGGGGCAGGUGCUGCAGGACCAUUACGGCUGGCGGGGUGGCUUCCUCAUCCUGGGUGGCCUGCUGCUCAACUGCUGCGUGUGCGCUGCGCUCAUGAGGCCCCUGGUGGCGCCCCAGCCUGGCGUGGCACCAGGACCCCAGCGGCCGGCCCGGCGCCUGCUGGACCUGAGCGUCUUCCGGGACCGCGGCUUCGUCAUCUACGCUGUGGCUGCCUCCAUCAUGGUGCUGGGGCUCUUUGUGCCGCCGGUGUUCGUGGUGAGCUACGCCAAAGACAUGGGUGUCCCCGACACGAAGGCUGCAUUCUUGCUCACCAUCCUGGGCUUCAUCGACAUCUUCGCCCGGCCCACCGCUGGCUUCAUCACGGGGCUCAAGAAGGUGCGGCCCUACUCUGUCUACCUCUUCAGCUUUGCCAUGUUCUUCAACGGCUUCACCGACCUCACGGGCUCCACGGCCAGCAACUACGGUGGCCUGGUGGUCUUCUGCAUCUUCUUCGGCAUCUCCUACGGCAUGGUGGGGGCGCUGCAGUUCGAGGUGCUCAUGGCCGUCGUGGGCACCCACAAGUUCCCCAGCGCCAUCGGCCUGGUGCUGCUGCUGGAGGCCAUGGCCGUGCUCAUCGGGCCCCCGUCUGGAGGCAAGCUCCUGGACGCCACACACGUCUACAAAUACGUGUUCCUCCUGGCGGGGGCCGAGGUGGUCACCUCGUCCCUGGUGCUGCUGCUGGGUAACUGCUUCUGCAUGGGGAAGAGGCCCGAGGCGGUGGCCGCAGAGGAGAAGCUCCACACGGCCCCCGCGGAUGUCAGGGUGGACUCGCGGGAGGUGGAGCACUUCCUGAAGGAAGAGCCCGAGAAGAACGGGGAGGUCGUUCACACCCCAGAAACAAGCGUGUGAGUGGCCUGGCCGGGCCGGCGGGGCACAGGGACAAGGUACAGAGACCGGCAACGCUCCUAUUUAUUUCACAAAAAGGACCAGCUUCAGGCGGGGCCACCGGCUCGGCUCCGGCUGCCUGGUCAGCGGAUCAUCACCUGCUCAGUAUUUUGCGGGGAGGUGGCGGGGUGGGAACUGUGUCAUUCCAAGGCGGAUCUGCGGUGAAGCCAAGCCGCGAGGUUACUAGCCGUCUGCACCAGGGACCCAGUGUGACCCACGCAGCCUGGCCCCCACUGCUGUCCUCAAGGACCUAGAAACCCACGCUUCAGAGACAACACGACUUUAAUCAGAGGGCAGGGAUGGGGGCAGGCGGGCACUGUGUGCCGGGCCCUCCCUAGUGCCUGUCUGACCCCUAUUCUGUGCCCUUGGUCCCCACAGUGGUGCCCCUGCCCGUCCCCCUGUGUGUCUAGGGGACAAAGAGCUUGUCGCACCUGUGGAAGGUGCAGAGUAAACCUGCAUGUGGGACAAGGUGUCCCACGAGGAAUCAUGUUUUAGGAGCCA
Messenger RNA from Galeopterus variegatus (Sunda flying lemur), 2027 nucleotides. It is a transcript of the gene SLC16A3, whose product is annotated as solute carrier family 16 (monocarboxylate transporter), member 3. The transcript has 5 exons. Gene Ontology annotation, molecular function: monocarboxylic acid transmembrane transporter activity. The record is from RefSeq and is a predicted model, not a curated record. Gene Ontology annotation, cellular component: membrane. NCBI's taxonomy places the organism in Eukaryota, Metazoa, Chordata, Mammalia, Dermoptera, Cynocephalidae. Gene Ontology annotation, biological process: transmembrane transport; monocarboxylic acid transport. Bases 108 to 1490 code for a protein of 460 amino acids.